Medioppia subpectinata is the source of this 1620-nucleotide messenger RNA. The record is from the annotation of a GenBank genome assembly. Lineage: Eukaryota; Metazoa; Arthropoda; Arachnida; Sarcoptiformes; Oppiidae.
AUGAAUGAAACACAAGAAGUGAUCCAACAAUGGAUGACAACAACCAACACGUGUUUGAGAGCCCAGUCUUCAGGUGUGGAGUCACUGACUCAUUUGUUUCAACACUUGGAUCAACACAUGAAUGAUCUCGAGUUGGGAUCAGAUGUCAAACAAGAACCCGAAGAUAAUUGUGUGGAACCGAUGAAUACAGGAAUACAGACAAUAUUGAACACCACUUCAAAGCCAUCGACAUCUCAGUCAUCACAAGAGAUGGUAAAUAAAGACAAACAAAAACACCAAUUAAUGAAUGGGAAGAGUAGUGAAGACUCGAUGGAAAUGCCAUCAAAACAAUUGAUAUCUAAAAGCAAUCAAAAGUGUUGUCUGAAUGGCAGUCAAGUCUUGAGAAAAGGCGAGACAUUUAUCCGACACUUAUCGCACAAAACAGAGACAGAGUUUCGUUGUCUACACAAUGGGUGUCAAUACAAAACGAGUUAUAAACCAGAUUUAACACAACACGUGAUAUUCAUACACUCAGCCGACGAUUACAAACUGGUUCUGAAGGCAUUAAGUGAUGUUAAAAGCCAGCCGUUGUCCGAAAUGCCAUCAAAACAAUGCCAACGAAAGUGUUGUCUGAGAAAAAGCGAGACAUUUAUCUCACACUUUCGUUGUCAACGCCAUUGGUGUCAAUUCAAGACCAGUUGUAAAACUGAUUUUACACAACACGUGAGGACACACUUACAACAACACCGGCUGUCGAAGGCAUUGAGUGAUAUUAAGAGCCAGUCGUCGGCACCUGUUGUCAAACUGACGGCCAAAACAUACAAUGAAAUAAAGCGCUGCCAAUGGCCCGGAUGUCAGUAUAUGGGACCCAAUCUGAGUAGUCAUAAACUGGUCCACAACAGUGUGAGGCCACACGCGUGCCAUUGGCCACAAUGUGGCAAAAGGUUUAACACUAAAAGUGGGCUCAAAAUUCACACAAAUAGACACAACAAUAUUAAGCCAUUUGCGUGCGAUUUACCCGAUUGUGGCCAACGGUUUGUCACUAAACCUCAACUCAAUCUUCACACUAAUAAACACAACAACGUGCGGCCAUUCGGCUGCGAUUGGCCAGAAUGUGGCAAACGGUUUACCACUAAAGACGUGCUUAAAUAUCAUAUGAAUGGUCACAAUAACGUGAAGCCAUACGCGUGUGAUUGGCCCGCGUGUGAGUACAGAACCGGUCAUUUACCGAAUAUUAGCAAACAUCUAAUACAAGUCCACAAAAUGUCUGGACACAAAUGGGUCGACAACGGGCCGAUACAAUACCCGUGCGAUUGGCCUGAAUGUGGUAAACAGUUUACUCAUAAGCAAACACUCAAAUAUCACAUAAAUGUCCACAAAAAUGUUAAGCCCUUUGCGUGCGAUUGGCCGGAAUGUGAGUUCAGUAUGUGCACACCGGCGGCGGCCAUAAUAAUAAAAAAACUGUUCGCGUGUUUAUGGCCUGAAUGUGGCAAAGAGUUUGCUUCUAAACCUACGCUCACUGACCACAUGAAUGUCCACAACAACGUCAAGCCGUAUGCCUGCGAUUGGCCUGAAUGUGAGUUUAGGACACACUAUGCGCCUAAUGUUCGGCUCCAUAAGAAACAUGUCCACAAAAUAUAA